GGUCAGUCUUAAGAUGGCGAUAAAAUCGAAAUCUUCUGUGUAUUUUUCGCAAAUUUAAAUUUCAUUAUUUAUGUUCAAAAACACGUAAAAAGUACAUAUAAAUACGUAAAUAUUGUUAUUAAGUUGACUGGAAAACAAAUAUUACACCGAAGGCGCAGAAAAAGUGGCCUUGGAAGUAAAUUCAGUGCAGCAAAAUUUACCGUCGCAGCAGAGCUAAAUGCUCAAGUUGGCAAACGCUAUGCAGACGAAGCAACACUAGCAGUACGGGGGAAUUGUAACGGCAGACAAUUUUUUAGUGCAAUUCGGAAUAAAAUAAUUUGUAAAGUCCUUGGUGUUGAAACACGCAAAUUAACCUUUAUUGUGUGCGAGUGUGCGUGUUGGGAGUAAAAAUUACACAUAUUGGAUGAAGAAUUUCUCGCCCCAUCUUGUAUUACACCGAUGAAGUGGUAGCACUACCUUAUAUAUAAAAGCCAGCAUGAUGAACAAUUAUAGCAACAUGAUGAUUGGCGAUCAAUUUCGCAAAAUGGAAAGUACAACAUAUUCCCCAAAGUCAUCACCACACGGUGGCCGAUCACCUGUGGUGUCGAGGCAGGAUUCAUCGGGCACACUUAAGACUACGAUAUCGCUUGGCAAAACGCCAACGAUUAUACAGACAGGACCUUUUUACUUAUGGAAAGAACCACCAGGCAAAGGCGAAUUGACGGGUGAUAAAGACUUAAUGACCGAAUAUGGUUUGCAUCACACACUAACUAAGUUUAAGGAUAAAAAAGUAAAAGAAUCGCUAGCGUCGUUUCUACCCAACCUACCUGGCAUUUACGACACCACAAGCAAUCUGGAAAACAGCACACUGCGUAGUGUUAUUGAAAAACCGCCGAUUGUGGGCAAGGAAUUAGUGCCAUUAACUGCCGUACAAUUAGCCGGUUUCCGCCUGCAUCCUGGACCUCUACCUGAACAGUAUCGUGCGCUGAAUACGACGCCCGCACGUAAACACAAAAAUAAGCAUAAAAAGCACAAACACAAAGACGGCGCUGUGCCACAAGAAACAUCACUCAUGGAUUCCGCUGGACUGGAGACCUACGAGCGUAAACAUAAAAAACAAAAACGGCAUGAAGACGAUAAAGAGCGUAAGAAACGGAAAAAGGAGAAAAAACGUAAAAAGAAAAGCCACAGUCCAGAGCCCUCAGCUGCAGGAUCGGUGGCAGGUGGCAGUGGUAGCGGCGGCGGCGGCGGUACAGGUGUUGGUGUGAGUGGUGGCAGUGUGGGUGGCGUUACAAUGGGUGGCAUACCGCCAAUGGUUGGGGGUAGUGGUAAUGCGGGUACAGUAGGCAGCGGUGUAAAUGUUAUGCCCGGCACAGUGGUAGCUAUGCAACAGCCAGUGCAACAACAACAAAUGACACCAGCGCCGAUGCUAAAUGACAUGGGCACGAUAUCACAGCAAUUAAUGCUGUAGGGAUGUGACAAAAUGCACUCGUGGUGCAAAAGCGAAUGCAGCAACAAAAAGUAAUGAAAAUGUGAAUCAAAAGGAAAACAAAAUAAAAGCGUCGCGCUGAAACUUAAUAUUGCAAGAGAAAACACAAACACACAUUUUGUAUCCUCACACAAUUAGCAAACUAAUAUAUGCAAACAACAACAAACUCAGCAAAUGUUUAUUUUGCAAAUUGCAAUUUUCUUAUGUAGAUUUAGAAACUGUAACUUAAUGAUUAGUUUAAUUUUAAUGUAAUUUUGUUUUUCAAUACACAAUUUCCAAUUCAAAUAAUUUAUUCUAAUCAAAAAAAAAAGUUGUGUAUAAACAAACAGCUAGUAAAUAUUAUUUUAUUUAAAAAGUGUGACCGCAUAAUUAGUUUAGUGCCGUAGUCGUUCAAUGAGUAAUUAUCUAUGGAUGUGUGAUUAAGCAAGCAUUAAUAAUAAAAUAUUUACAAUUUAA
Messenger RNA from Bactrocera neohumeralis, 1924 nucleotides. RefSeq names its product mediator of RNA polymerase II transcription subunit 19 (gene MED19). The transcript has 5 exons. Bases 476 to 1450 code for a protein of 324 amino acids. The record is from RefSeq and is a predicted model, not a curated record. Gene Ontology annotation, biological process: positive regulation of transcription by RNA polymerase II. Lineage: Eukaryota; Metazoa; Arthropoda; Insecta; Diptera; Tephritidae. Gene Ontology annotation, cellular component: mediator complex. Gene Ontology annotation, molecular function: transcription factor binding; transcription coregulator activity.